AUGGACAAGAUCGUCGACCCGACCAUAGGCAAGCACGGCAUCGGCAAACCGUACCUGGAGAUGCGCAAUGAUACUGAAGUCCUUCAGAUGAAGAGAGAGGGACCCGCAGCCGAUCCCGGCCAUCAAUGCACCCGCGGCCAUGAACUUCGGCAGCUGCUCUUCGGCCCUCACGAAGAUGACCACGGGCCUCUACCAGAGAGGGUGCUCGACCGUGCCAUCGUGACCGUGUCCAUUGUCGAGCAGCUCAUCGCAGAAUGUCUCCUUUUCCGUUAA
Fonsecaea erecta is the source of this 273-nucleotide messenger RNA. RefSeq lists its product as hypothetical. The transcript has 2 exons. The record is from RefSeq and is a predicted model, not a curated record. The coding region runs from base 1 to 273 and encodes 90 amino acids. Lineage: Eukaryota; Fungi; Ascomycota; Eurotiomycetes; Chaetothyriales; Herpotrichiellaceae.